CGUAAUUUUUCACCGAUUGGAACUAAGAUACAAGAAAAUUUUAUUCUCUUCUCUGUGCAUGCAAAAAGUAAACCUAAACCUAAACAUGGAGACUCCUAACUGGUCGGAGCUCUGUACCGACAUCUUGAGAGUUCUGUUAGAACGUUUGAGUUUUGUAGAUUUCCACCGCGCUAAGACCGUGUGUCGUAACUGGUACAUGUGCUCUAAACAAACGCUGCGGCCAAGAAGUGGAUCACCGUUGCUGAUGAUACUAUCUCCAGAAGAUGAUUAUGUGCUGUUCAACCCUGACGAAGAUAAGGUUUACAAGACAAACAGAGACUUUUCAGGGACACGGUUCCUAGCAAACUCAGGUAACUGUUUCCUAGCCCUAGAUUCUGAAUCGAAUCUCCACAUCGAACAUGUGUUCAACGAGAAGAAGAGGAUCAAACUUCCACCUAUAGAGUCAAUGAAGUCUGACCUUUGUAGUCUUAAACGAGUAGGAGAUAAGGUAUUCAACGAGAAUGGUUUCGCAUGUUUCCCAGAGAAAGGGUUUAGCAAAAGUGUGGAAGAUCUGAGAGGUGUUUUAUGGGUAGAAGAAGACGUGGAGGGCAAGGAACAAGAAUACACUGUUGCUUGGUUUUUUGACAAAGGUGCUGAGUACAUAGCCUUUUGCAAGAACGGUGAUGAUUAUUACCGUACCGUUUCAACACGCCUUGGUGUUCACUACACGUCUCAAGGCAUAUCUGAUAUGAUUCUCCAAGGUGACAUUCUUUAUGUCUACACCACUCGUAAAUACGUUAGACUCCUGGAUUUGUCUGGACAGGAAGGUUUCAAGGAAGUGCACAGGAGGUGUUUUAUAUUACGGUUUCUCCCAGCUGAUCCUCAAAGUGGUGAGGAAAGGUUAAAAGUAAGCUAUAACAUUGCUGUUACAAGAUCAGGAGAGGUUUUGUUGGUUGAGAGCAUUGUUUUAAAGGCAACCAGCUCUGAAAUAAUGCCUAUGAGGAUGUUCCAUGUCUACAAAACAAAUCCUAAUCCAGAUUCUGAAGAUAUUCUCCACAGUGAGAACCUGUCUUUUGAGGUGGAUUCUCUAGGUGAUGAGGAGGCCCUCCUCCUUGAUUCUGGUAUCACUGUGCCUGCUGCACUUGGUAUCCAACCAAACUCCAUCUAUUUCACACGUCAUGACCAUGUCCGUAACUUUGCUCAGGUACCUUCAUCCCCGGACAUCUGUGUUUUCAAUUUGUCGACAAAGAAACUCACACGCUUCCCCAUCCUUUCCUCCAAGGAUGCUCUUUGGUUUCUCCCUUCUUAA
Molecule: messenger RNA, 1288 nt
Organism: Eruca vesicaria subsp. sativa (arugula)
Lineage: Eukaryota; Viridiplantae; Streptophyta; Magnoliopsida; Brassicales; Brassicaceae
Source: the annotation of a GenBank genome assembly